AUGGCAGGAGCCAAGGUGCAGCUGGGACCAGCCCGGGAGGCUGAAGCCCCUUCCCACACCUGCUCCCUCCACCCCAGACGCCUGGCGGCUCCAGGGAGCGUGUCUUAUACCACCCGUGUCCCCACCGUUCUGAGAGACUGGCGGCCUCCCGGGGCCGAUGAGCUCCCUGCCAGGCCUGCGCUGCCCUGGGGCCCGCGGACAGGCAUCUCAGGGGGCUUCCCAAGCCACGUGUGGCCUUCAAAGCCCAGCCCUGAGCCCAAAGGCUCCUUCUCGCUCCGGAGCCGCUGGGCGGGUGCUAAAGACCUUCGAUUCCUGUGCGGGACGAGGAAGCAAGGGGCUUGUGGGCUGUGCGGGCAGCAGCGUAGUUUUCCAGAAGGCUGGGAACGCCGUGCUAACGACCUGCGUCUGGCCGUGGCGCUGAUAGCGGCGCGUCCACCUGGCCUGCGGGUCCCCGAGCGGCUCCCGGCGCCCUGCUGCCCAGAGCACGGGAGUGUGUGUGAGGGGUCAGCGCAGCGGGGACGUGCCCCACGUCACGUGCCCCCCGGCGAGGAUGACAAACCCCACUGUGGAGGCCGCGGCCCCAGCUCCCCGCAGGGCCCGAGAGAGCAGGAAGGCCACGCGGAGGCUGGGCUCCGUCGCUCUCCGGCUGAUGGGCAGACACUCUCCAAAGAGUCCCUCAGCCAUGCGCUCCCACUCCUGUCCCCGGAGGAGGCGAGGGACACCCAGCUGGAUUGCUCAGACCUGGCGGAGCCCCGGUCGCCUGGGGCGAGGCUGGUGGGUGGCAGCUGGUGGAGUGUGUUUGGAGGCUUGGAAAGCCACCCGCUUCACCCCCGUGUAAUCGCGCUGCUGGACAUCGUGGGCCCAAGGGGACCGGGCACUGCCGGGCGGGCCUCCUCAGCCCCCACGGGCCUGGCGUGUGGCUGGUGCUCUGCCAGCCUCCCCCCUGCAGCCCCUGCGUCUCUGGGGAGCAGCUGUGGUGACGUGCCUGGCCAGAGCCAGACAGCCCUUCUCUUCUCCAUCCCCUGUGCUCUGGAGCAGCAGCGUGGGCACCGGGAGGGUGGUUUACAGGUCGGUGUGCCACCUCAGAAGGGCAUCGGCGGCUGGGUCCCCCAUGUGGCCCCUCCCACAAGCCGUCUGCUCCAAGGGCCUUGGUGUCGCCGAGGCUACCGCCUCCUCGCUGCAUCCCUAAGCCCUGUCCACCCUUCAGGGCGGUCAGACUGCUUCCUUCCUGUCUGCCAGCAGCCAAAGCAGUCUGGGGACCAAAGUCCUGGCCCAAGGGAGGCUCAGGGGCCAGGGGGUGAUGCUGAGCCAGAGCGAUCCCAGCUGUGGUGUCACCCCGCAGAGGAGCCGCUGUGGACGACCCGGAGGGACGGCCGCGUGCACCUGCGUGUCCACCCCACCUGCCCGCAGCGGCCCUACACCAUUCACCAGAUGUUCCGGAGCACCCUGGACAAGUACUGGAGCCUCAGCGCCCUGGGCGUCAAGCGCCAGGGCGUGUGGGAGGACAUCUCUUACUCCCAGUACUACCUGCUCGCCCGGAGAGCCGCCAAGGGCUUCCUGAAGCUCGGCCUGGAGCGCGCCCACAGCGUGGCCAUCCUCGGCUUCAACUCCCCCGAGUGGUUCUUCUCGGCAGUGGGCACCGUAUUUGCAGGUGGCAUCAUCACCGGCAUCUACACCACCAGCUCCCCGGAAGCCUGUCAGUACAUCGCCCAUGACUGCCAAGCCAACAUCAUUGUGGUCGACACACAGAAGCAGCUGGAAAAGAUCCUGAAGAUCUGGAAAAAUCUGCCACAUCUGAAGUCCAUAGUGACAUACGGAGAAGCCCCUCCAAGGAAGAUGGCCGAUGUAUACACGAUGGAGGAACUCAUGGGGCUGGGGGAUGAGCUGCCAGACGAGACCUUGGACGCCAUCAUCAGUGCCCAGCAGCCCAAUCAGUGCUGCGUGCUGAUCUACACCUCGGGCACCACCGGGAGCCCCAAGGGCGUGAUGCUGAGUCAGGACAACGUCACGUGGACGGUGCGACACAGCAGCCAGGUCAGCAGCAUCCAGAUGGCCGAAGUCCAGCAGGAGGUGGUGGUCAGCUACCUGCCCCUCAGCCACAUCGCUGCACAGUUCUACGACUUGUGGACCAGCAUCCAGUGGGGGGCGAAGGUCUGCUUUGCCGACCCUGACGCCCUAAAGGGGAGCCUGGUGAACACGCUGCAGGAGGUGGAGCCCACGUCCCACUUGGGGGUGCCUCGGGUGUGGGAGAAGAUCAAGGAGCGCAUCCAGGAGGUGGCGGCUCAGUCGGGAUUCAUCCGGCGCAAGAUGCUGCUCUGGGCCAUGUCGGUGACCCUGGAGCAGAACCUGACGUGCCCCAGCAGUGACCUGAAGCCCUUCACGGCCAGGCUGGCAGACUACCUGGUGUUGGCCAAGGUCCGCCAGGCGCUGGGCUUCACCAGGUGCCGGAAGAACUUCUACGGAGCCGCCCCCAUGAGCAUAGAGACACAGCACUUCUUCCUGGGCCUCAACAUCCGCUUGUAUGCAGCCUACGGCCUCAGCGAGACCUCGGGGCCCCACUUCAUGUCCGGCCCUGACAACUACCGGCUCAACAGCUGCGGCAUACUGGUGCCUGGCUGCCUGGUGAAGCUGGUGAACAAGGACGCAGAGGGCGUCGGCGAGAUCUGCCUGUGGGGCCGCAACAUCUUCAUGGGCUAUCUGAACAUGGAGGACAAGACGCGCGAGGCCAUCGACGCCGAUGGCUGGCUGCACACGGGCGACCUGGGGCGGCUGGGCGAGGAUGGCUUCCUCUACAUCAUGGGGCGCCUCAAAGAACUCAUCAUCACAGCGGGAGGGGAGAACGUGGCCCCUGGGCCCAUCGAGGAGGCCGUGAAGGUGGAGCUGCCCAUCAUCAGCAACGCCAUCCUCAUCGGGGACCAGAGGAAGUUCCUGUCCAUGCUGCUCACCUUGAAGUGCACGCUGGACCCACACACCUACGCCCCAACGGACCAGCUGACUGAGCAAGCCGUGGAGUUCUGCCAGCGGGCAGGCAGCAGGGCCACCACCGUGUCCGAGAUCAUGGCGAGGAGGGACGAGGCCGUGUACCGGGCCAUUGAUGAGGGGAUCCAGAGAGUGAACAUGAGGGCCGCUGCCCGGCCCCACCACAUCCAGAAGUGGGCCAUCGUCCACAAGGACUUCUCCAUUGCGGGCGGAGAGCUGGGUCCCACGAUGAAACUGAAACGGUUCAUAGUCCUGGACAAGUAUAAAGACGUCAUCGAUUCCUUUUACCAGGAGCAGAAAAAGUGACCUGCCGAGACAGUAGGCCUCCCAGGGGGCGUCCGAGCUCCAGGUGCCCCUCAGUUCGUGCAAGAACUCUGGCAAGUCCAGGAGGUCCCUGGGUCAGGGUGACGCAGCGACGUUUGCAAGGCAGCUGACGAUUCCAGGAAGCCUCACAUGCGGGUAGUUUUAAUUCUAAGCACUGCCUUUUGUUCAGUGACAGGAGAUCGGCUCUGCCCCUGGGCCUGACAGGGCUAUGGCCCCCGGCCCUGGUG
Molecule: messenger RNA, 3530 nt
Organism: Hyaena hyaena (striped hyena)
Lineage: Eukaryota; Metazoa; Chordata; Mammalia; Carnivora; Hyaenidae
Gene: ACSBG1
Product: acyl-CoA synthetase bubblegum family member 1
Exons: 21
Coding region: 1-3285 (1094 amino acids)
Cellular component (GO): membrane; endoplasmic reticulum
Molecular function (GO): long-chain fatty acid-CoA ligase activity
Source: RefSeq, a predicted model, not a curated record